GCUGCUGACUCCGCUAACCCCGCUCCCCCGUCCCCUCAUCUGACCCGUCUGGCGGCCGGGGGAGGGUGAGAGGACUGCAAUAUAACCAGCCCCUGAGGAUCCUCGUUUGGAAAGCGGCGAUUCCCGUCCUUGUCCCAGGGCUCUGGGGCCUGCCGCCGAGAUCUGAGAUCCCCUGAACGCUCUUUAAUGGACAUAACUCACCAGUCUCGUCGCUGCCAACGAUUCCUAGACGAAGAACCCCGAGGUGUCUUGGAAGAAACGGAAAAAAAAUAUAUUUUAAAGCCCUGGUCUGCUUCCUUCCUCUUCCCUCCCAAGCACGUAAUUUGGCUAUCGGAGCAGAGACUUUUUGGACAUCACCUUGUCAGGUGCUGAUCCCACGGCAUAAUGGCUUUCUGCUUGUCUGGGUUUCGAAGCUUCCCAAAGCUUUGGAAGAACAAUUUGUCCCUUGGGUCAGGUCCAGCAAACUCUCUCUUUUGUGCGGGCCAUUGUGCCUUCAGGAGCCAACAGAGGUGGUUGUGCCUUACCACGGUGUCUCCACAAAAUACCAACGCAACGAAUUUGCUGAUUGCCAAGACCAGGUAUGGCAGGAAGAAAGAUGAGGGGAAUAAUAAGCAAGCUGCUUCUGAUUCUCAUCUCUUUGCAGCUGGGGCAGCCAAGAAGCGAUCACAGAUGAAUCCUUCGAAUAAAGAUCCUAUCCCACCAUCUCAGAGGAACUCCAUGCAACUCCCAACAAAACCUUUGACUUCCGAAGAGUGGGAAAAACUUAAGGAGGAUUACAAAGGAAGGGCCAAUUUUGAGACUUGGAUCAGCGCACAGUUAACUCACCAGCGUAGCUCUGUAAAUGUGGCCAAAUCUCUGCUGGCCUGGGCAGCUGCAAAAAACAAUGGUAUUGUAAGCUAUGACUUACUGGUCAAAUAUUUGUAUCUCUGUAUUUUUCAUGAGCAAACAUCAGAAAUCAUUGACGUCUAUGAAAUCAUGAAAGCCAGAUACAAGAUUUUAGAACAAGGGGGUUACACGCUCCUCAUCCGGGGUUUAAUCCUUGCAGAUAGAUGGAGAGAGGCCUUGCUGCUGUUAGAAGAUGUCAAAAAAGUCAUGGUUCCUUCAAAAAAGAAUUAUGAUGACUGUAUCCGGGGAGCUUUCCUUCAUCAAGAUGUAAACACAGCUUGGAAGCUGUAUCAGGAAUUGCUAGGUUAUAAUCUCAUUCCUAUGUUGGAAACCUUAAAAGCUUUCUUUGAUUUUGGAAAAGAUAUAAAGGACGAUCAGUAUGCAAACAAACUACAAGACAUCCUUUUGUAUCUUCGAAAUAAUCAGUGUUACCCAGGGGAAUCAUUUGCGCAUAGUAUAAAAACAUGGUUUGAGAGCAUACCCGGAGAACAAUGGAAAGGACAAUUCACUACGAUCCAGAAAAGUGGUCAAUGUUUGAGCUGUGGGAAAAUGUUAGAGUCUAUUUACCUGACUCCAGAAGAAUAUGAAUUUCUCAAGGAAAAUAUCAUGAGAAAUGUGAUAGAUGGAGGUGACCAAUACAAAAAGACCACCCCGAAGGAACUGACGAGAUUUCAAAACUUUGUAAAGAACUGUGCUCCUUUUGACAUUGUCAUUGAUGGACUCAAUGUUGCCAAAAUGUUUCCCAGAGCUCGCGAAUCUCAAUUUCUCCUGGAUGUGGUAACUCAUCUGGCCAACCAGAAUCUGCGCCUGCUGGUCCUGGGCCGGAAGCACAUGCUAACGCCGGGUUCCCGGUGGAAAAAGGAUGAGAUGGAAAAGGUGCAAAGGCAAGCAAGCUGUUUCUUUGCGGACAACAUCUCAAAGGAUGAUCCGUUCCUUCUGUACGCCACCCUGCACUCGGGGAACCACUGCAAGUUCAUCACCAAAGACCUGAUGCGGGACCACAAAGCUUGUCUGCCCGAUGCCAAGACCCAGCGCCUGUUCUUUAAAUGGCAGCAAGGACAUCAGCUGGCGAUUAUUAGCAGAUUUCCAGGAUCAAAGAUCACUUUUCAGCAUGUCCUCAGAUACGACACGGUGGUGCAAACAACGGGGGACUCCUGGCAUAUUCCGUAUGAUGAAGACCAGGUGGAAAGAUACUCCUAUGAAGUGCCGAACAAAUGGCUUUGCCUUCACCGAAAGACAUAACGGACUGUGCUGAGCCCGUGGCGGAGUGUCCCCUGGGGCGACAGCAGAGCUCUUAGGUUAAUGCUUAUUUGGGGUGUUACCUGUGUCCCGAAGACACAAAGAUUCCAUUAAUACUGUUUGUUUCGGUUGGUCUGCAUGCUAACAGCUGAUUUUUCAAUUAAAUGUGAUAUAAGUUCUUUUCAUAA
Echinops telfairi (small Madagascar hedgehog) is the source of this 2312-nucleotide messenger RNA. It is a transcript of the gene PRORP, whose product is annotated as protein only RNase P catalytic subunit. Lineage: Eukaryota; Metazoa; Chordata; Mammalia; Afrosoricida; Tenrecidae. Gene Ontology annotation, molecular function: protein binding; ribonuclease P activity. The coding region runs from base 385 to 2127 and encodes 580 amino acids. The record is from RefSeq and is a predicted model, not a curated record. Gene Ontology annotation, biological process: tRNA 5'-leader removal; mitochondrial tRNA 5'-end processing. The transcript is spliced from 8 exons. Gene Ontology annotation, cellular component: mitochondrial ribonuclease P complex; mitochondrion.